Hibiscus syriacus is the source of this 776-nucleotide messenger RNA. RefSeq names its product K(+) efflux antiporter 4-like. NCBI's taxonomy places the organism in Eukaryota, Viridiplantae, Streptophyta, Magnoliopsida, Malvales, Malvaceae. The record is from RefSeq and is a predicted model, not a curated record. The transcript is spliced from 2 exons. Bases 346 to 690 code for a protein of 114 amino acids.
ACGACGACAAGUUGACUCCUGAUCCCCAACUGUGGUGUAAUUGUACUUUACUUACCCCUUUCAUCUGUGUAUAUACCGUUUCUUUUACACUUAUUUCCUUUCUCUUCUGCACCUACCACACGACUCCGUUCUCGCCUCGCCCUCUCUGUCUCUUGAAUUCAAUAUUUCAAUUCACAGUUUCUUUCGAUUUCAAUUUCAUCUCAUCAUCGUCUCUUAAAUUUCCGAUUUGCUCGAACGAAAAUAGAAAUAAAUCUAUAUUCUCCGUUCUUAAUUUGCAUUGGUUUAGCAGCAACAAGGCGAGGAUUCUGUUAAGCUCUUAACCUCCUCACCGGGCGUGGUUUUCAGAUGUUGAUAAGAUCAAAUUCCUCCUCCUAUGAGCUUAUUGUUACUUCCUUCAUCGUUACUGCUUUUUGUUUGGCUUCGUUUUCACUCACUCGACAACAACUACAACUCGCUGAACCGGAUCGGUUCGAUGCUGGAAACGACACCGUUUCAAAUGUUUCGUCGGCGACUAAACCUAAGGACGGUACAUUUGCCGCUAUCAUCGAUCGUGCUUUGGAGAAGGAGUUCAAUGAGAAAGAACAAAACGAAGUAACUGAUGAUACUGGUAGUUUCAAUAACAGUGUAGCAGAACAACAGGUUGGUAGUACUCAUUCUUUUAAAAUCAUUUCAGCUCGUAGAACUUGCUAACUUAUUCUCUUUCAUAUGUGUCUGUCUAUCAGGCUGUUUUGGAAACCGUUGCCCAAGUUAAGACGAAGAAAAAUGAUAUGAAAGAC